Molecule: messenger RNA, 4436 nt
Organism: Planococcus citri (citrus mealybug)
Lineage: Eukaryota; Metazoa; Arthropoda; Insecta; Hemiptera; Pseudococcidae
Exons: 11
Coding region: 166-4173 (1335 amino acids)
Biological process (GO): mismatch repair
Cellular component (GO): mismatch repair complex
Molecular function (GO): ATP hydrolysis activity; ATP binding; ATP-dependent DNA damage sensor activity
Source: RefSeq, a predicted model, not a curated record
CGCGUGUGUGUGAUUUUUUAUGCGCAAAAGUUUCAAGAAAAGCUCUAAACUUUCGCGCUAUUUGCUGUAAAUUUUCGUAUUUUAUUCGAUUUUAAAGUAGAAUUGAACUUUUAAAUAUGUAAUUUAAUUGUUGGUGGCCAUAAUUCAUCGUGAAACAGCUGAAAUAUGGAGUUGAACAGACUACCCGGUGAAUUGCAAUCCCAGCUGAGAUCGGAUCUGGUUGCUCGGAAUGUUUCAAAUUGCAUUAUAGAACUGGUUGAAAACGCAUUGGACGCUAAUGCAAGCUGUGUUGCUGUAAGAAUAGACUUUGAUACUUUUCGAUUGGAAGUCGUAGACAAUGGAACCGGUUUAACCAAAGCAGAUCUGAAAUUAGUCGGUGAAAGAUAUUUUACUUCGAAACGAAAAGAUUCUGGAGAAAUUAAUCCAACUUCAAAACAUUUUGGCUACCGAGGCGAAGGAUUGGCCAGUAUUAAAAACGUCAGCUCUCGAGUUAUGAUCAUAUCUCGUGCUUUUGACGACGAUGCGACGUACUGCAAAGUUAUCGAAAAGUCAAAUGCCGAAGUUUUACCAUCGCAGCAUGACAGAAAAUCGGUCGGAACGACUGUGAUUGUAGAAAAUUUCCUCGAUAAACUUCCAGUUCGACAGAAAUACAUCAAACCCAGUGAAGAAUUUCAAACCAUUAAAUGGUAUUUACAAGCAACCGCAUUGAUGUUUCCGAAGGUCAACUUCAGUCUGCGAAACGAUAGCAAAAAAUCAGAAAUUUUUCGCAUCGAUAGAACAAAUUCGACGGCAUCGACGUUUCUAGAAUUGUUUCGCGGCGCAGUCAAAGAUCCAUCGUCGUUCCUGAAAUUGAAAUCAGCCCACAUAGACAUCAGCGCCAAGAUCAUGUUAUCCCAAGAACCCUGCAGCACCGAUCAACUGCAGUUCGUGUUCAUCAAUAAACGAUACCUUCCGAAAUCCGACAUGCAGAAAUACCUAAACACCUUGCUGGACCGCAUUGACCCGUCGAAAAAGAAAAUCUCGCGAAAAACCAUCUACAUUUUGAACGUAUCCGCUCCUCGUGACGAUUACGAAGUCACCUACGAAUCAGACGGAAGAUUCGUCGAAUUUAAAAACUGGACCAAAGUCAAACAGUGUUUGCUAAAUUUAGCCAAAUCGAUCGCCGGAGAGGAGCGAUCGUGUAAUUUAGAAGAAAACGUCGAAAAACCUAGCAAAGAAAUCGUUCCAGUUAAAGACGCGUUUCGUGAGAUGAACACAGCUCAUACGAUCUUCGGAUUACCGGCGAAUCGUAAAAAGCUCGAAAAACCCGUUAAAGUUUACGAUAUCGAUGACGAAUCGAAUUCAUCCGGCGAACGAAAAAAAAAGCAAGCUAUAUCUCGCCUGUUCAAGGUAUCGAAAGCGUCUCGCAAGAUCACGAAAAAUACCAAAGCGACGAAAAGUCCUCGUUUAGUUGAUCAAGGCAUCACGUUGUCGUUUAAGAAAAGUCCAAUGGCGACUAGAAGACCCGCAGAAGAGAAAAAUACCCGGAAAUGUACGAAAAAUCGCGAUAUUUCGGUCGAUAAAGCAGCUCCAUCGAAUGACGAUUAUGCCUGGAUGUGGAAGCAUCCCGAUAAAGGACACGAUUCAGAUUCGACUAAUUUUUCCGAUACGCAGCAAGUCGCCGCCAAAGAAUCUCGAGUCGUUUGUUCGAAGCUCAAGAAGAAUAAAAAAUUACCUACUGAAAAAAAACAACGCGGCGAAUGUUUCAAAAGCGUGGUGGCUUUAUCUAAUCGACGAGCUUUGAAACUACCAACGCGCGAUAGAAUAUCGAAAAAACGAAAUAAUUAUUUCGACCAGAUCGAAAACAAAAAUAACGUUAUUGAAAAAUACGGUAAAAUAAAUAAAAACGCUCAGUACGUUCUCGACGACGAUUUGAACGUGGACGAACCCGAUGAAAUAGGCAACGAUGUUCAAUGGACGGCUAAAAUAUCAGUCGAUCAGAACACGACUACUUUACCUCCGCUGAAGCUGUUCGAUAAACAACCAUCGCCCGAAUUGGACUUCCAAGAGGAUGAAAUUCAGUAUAAAGAGAACGUCGAUCAUAGUAACAGUGGCAGAUUCGCUGAUCAGCACGAUGCUUUGGUGGCAACGUUGCCUUUUCACGAGAGUUAUCUCGAUGAUCGGUCACCUUUGCAAGAUGUACGGCAGAGUUCCUACCAUCACAGCCAUCGUCUUAGUUACGAUCUCACUCAAGAAAACCUUAAACGAGAUUGCGUCACGAGUGUAGAAAUUCAAGACCCUCUGAGCAAAGUAGGCGAAUGGAUAUCCAAGUUACCUCCGAACGAAGAACCCAUUCUGAACGAUUCAGCCAACGAUUACCUUACUCCGGUUAAGAACUCGGAUCAAAUAGCCAUAGAUUUCAAACGCAAGACGAAGCUGUCGAAGACGCCCGAUAAUGAUACCAAGUCUACCGAACGAACGCCCGAAAAACGUAAAUCUACGCUGGAGAAUUUCGAGCCGAAGUGCAAAUUGAAAUUAGAUUUUAGUCGAGCUAAAAUCGAAGAAUACAGAAUGAAGAAGAAAUCGUGCCCCGAACCGGCGUAUAAAUCGCCGCUUUUGGAUUGGAACAAUCACCCGGUUCGAAAAUUACGACAAAACGACAAAAAUCAUCUCAAAGGUGAAUUCGAUCGUGCCCGAAAUGAAAGCAUAUCCUUUCAAAAAACCCACGAUUCGAGUAAAGAGCACAUGAGUUGGAAUAAUUUAAACGACUCGAUCGAUCAAGCCCCUAGUCGUAAAGAAACACGCGCAGUUUCCACUCAGACCUCGGAUUGUUGCGGAAAAUGUCGUUGUAAUUGUCAUGAAAAGCUGGCCACUACGCUGAACAUCUCACAACAGAGUAUUUUCCACGACGAUGACGAUUUUGACGGUAAAGAUGCAGUCAUUUUAACCAAAUCUCAAUUGCUCGACUCUCCAGCAGCUGAUAGCGAACACGAUACCGUUAUAUUACCUAAAGAAGACCACGAUACAUUCGAUCUCGAUAGACGAAACGCGAUGGAUUUUAGCCAAUUCGACGAAGAUGCCAAAGAACAAAAUUCUGCCGACACAAUUGUGUUGAGUCAACAUUUCGCUGAAAAUUCAGCCAGCACGAAGAAUUCGGAAUAUUUUCAGUCGAAGAUGAUGGUGGAGAAGUUGAGGUUUAAAAUGAAGUCCAAGUUUUUGGAAAAUUCUUCAGCUCUAGAUAUACCGAAAGGAAUGCUGGAAAGUGUACCGAAAAACCAAUCGAGAGUCGAAAGACUGCACGAAGACGAGAAAAAAUCGCUGGUCGAGUUAGUCAAACCGUACAGAAUGCAGAAUCACAUCACAUUGGAUGAUUCGGGAAACAGCUGCCUACGAAUAUUUCCCAUGUUCAAAAAUCAGCCGAAAAAACUGGACAGUUGCAACUCCGAAGAUUUAAACUGCCCAGUUGUGUUAACCAAAGAAGAUAUACCCUCGUUCAAGUUUAUCGCUCAAAUUGAGAAAAAAUUUAUACUAGCGAGCGCCAUCGACCACAAAACUCAAGCCCCGUUGUUAAUUGUACUCGAUCAGCACGCUGUAGAUGAGAGAAUCCGAGUUGAACGAUUGCUCAGAGACUACUCGGAGAAUGGAGAAUGGCAGAGUACUCCUGUCAAUCCUCACAUUCAUUUGAACAUUUCGUUCACUUAUUGCUCUCUUUUUACCGAUUAUCAAAGUAAUUUGGAAGAAUUCGGUUUGCAUUACGAGUUCAACAACAGAACGAUGAACAACGAAGCUAAGUUGAUCGUGUCAUUCACCAAGGUGCCAACGUGUUUCUAUAAUCGCGCUAUGAGAGAAAAAAACAAUUACCGAGACGUUCUUAAAAAAUUAAUCGAGUCGUUGACCAAAGAACUGCUGACGAAGUUCAUCAAAGGAGAAACUUUGGUACAUACGGUUCCUAACGAAUUGCAGUCUGUUGUCAAUUACGAAGCUUGUCGAGGAGCUGUGAAAUUUGGCGAUAAGUUGACUCCUCAGAUAUGCUCAGCUCUCUUGGAAGGCAUGAGUCAAUGCAAAUUACCGUUCCAGUGUGCCCAUGGUCGGCCUUCUGCAGUUCCAUUGGUCAGCUUUGAUAAAUUGGCUCAUUUACAGAGAAAAGUCUGGAAACCUAAUUAUGAAGAAUUGAGGAAGAAGUUUGUAAAAUAAUCAGUUUUAAUUUUUAAUUUUUUUAAAAAUCUAGAGAAUUUUGUGGGUUUAAGAAUUUUUAUAACCCAAAUGAAAAGAGUUUUUAAUUUUUAAUUUUCUUGUUUUUUUUUUUUUUUUAGUCAUUAUCUCCAGUAAGUAGUUGAUAUUUAGUAAAAGAUUUUUAGUUAUCAUUGAAUUUGUUUUUGUUACAUGACAAUAUUACGAUUAGUUUUUAGAAAAUGUUUAGUCAAUUUCAUUAGUUUCAAUAAAUCAUCGAAAUUGUU